Messenger RNA from Volvox carteri f. nagariensis, 1287 nucleotides. RefSeq names its product metalloproteinase, extracellular matrix glycoprotein VMP32 (gene vmp32). The transcript is spliced from 3 exons. The record is from RefSeq and is a predicted model, not a curated record. Lineage: Eukaryota; Viridiplantae; Chlorophyta; Chlorophyceae; Chlamydomonadales; Volvocaceae. The annotation marks the transcript as partial.
UCUUGCUACAUUGAUGCCGCUGGCAUCUGCACUCCGGCUCUUGGGCCCAAAAGCACAAUCGUCUUGUCGGCGAAGCCAUUGCUUUUGCCCGACCGCGGCACGAUCUACCAGCGACUGCUGGCCAUCAUUCUGGACUACCCUGACUGCGGCAUGAGUGCCAGCGUGACGGAAGCUGAAGUCCGCACAAAUUUCCUGGGGCCUAACGGGGAUGGCCGCGGCGGCGUGGCCGCCAAGUACACAAACUGUUCCUUUGGGAAAUUCAACCUGAACGCCACGGCAUUCAAGGUUAUCACGGUACGGACCACGUGCUCUAAUGACACAACAAAAUGCCAAUACUGGAAUCUCGCCACAGAUGGCAACAUCGGAGCCAAAGCGCAGCUUGGUGAUGCGGAGUAUCUUGGUUUUACUCACUAUGCAUACAUAGUCCCUCCGAGGAUGACCUGCCCCUGGGCCGGUUUGGGGAUUAUAUCCGGGAGGCAAAUCUGGUUGCAUACCUCAGGUUACGGGUUGUACCGCUCGGCCACCAUCAUGCAGGAAGCCAUCCACAAUUACGGCCUGUGGCACUCAUGGCGAAAUGGAGUGGAAUACGAGGACUAUUCAACUCCCAUGGGACGCGGCAACGUCUGCCCCAACGCCCCCGAGCUGGCCUACAUGGGCUGGGCCACGGCAGCGCAAGGGGCCGACCGGAUCAACUCCCGGGUGCUGUCUGUUGGUGCCCCCCUCACCUUUAAUCUUCCCGCCACGUACCUAGGCCCCAAUGGAAGCUACAUCCGGAUCAUUCCCGACUGGAUGCCGAUGUACAGCAACAGCACCCUGGCCAAGAACCUGUACAUUGCCGUACGUGUCAACAAGGGUGGUGACGCAGGUCUGGCGGUGGAUUACACAAGGAAAGCGAAUGUCCAUGAAAUUCAUGCUGCCGUGGUACGUGGGGGCCUGGACUAUGCUUACUAUUUUGAUGCCAACAUUUCGUUCAUCGGCGGCGUCACUUUUGGUACUCAAAUGGACUUCACCAAGUAUAAUCUUGUCGUAUACGCCGGAUCUUUUGUCGCUAUGGACGUUCUCAGGGUAGUCAUCUGCCGCUACAGGUCUUCCGCUCAGGAAUGCCCCUCCCUGACGGCUGUAGAUGUGCCAGCGCCCCCACGCCCUAGCCCACCACCACCGAGCCCCCCAUCACCCCAACCACCUCCAUCCAUUCCCCCAUCACCAAGGCCACCUCGUAGUCCACCAAGAACACCGCCCAAGCCACAAUCGCCACAACGGCGCCCGCCGUCGCCAAGCCCUGCACCG